AUGAACUCCAUCGACCCUCAGGCCCAUCACCAGCACCAGAACCAGCACCAGCACCAGCACCAGAACCAGCACCAGAACCACCACUCCAUCCCACCCAAAGGCCCGCAGGAGGGUCCGGACAUGGCAGCUGUGUACUGCGACAGCUUCAGCAGCUUGUACCCGCAGCAGCAGCCGGGUCUGCCGGGGCUGCAGGGUCCGCAGAGACCCCCCGCUGGCUUCGGCCUGGCGGACUACACCUCGUCCCCGAACCCGUACCUGUGGCUCAACGGGCCCGGGGUCAACUCCUCCGCGUCCUACCUGCAUGGGGGGGGCAACCCGGCCUCCUUCAUGCCGUCCUCCUACGGCUCGCAGCGGCAGUUCAUCGCCAACUCACCUGCCGGCUUCGGGGGGCCCGACCUGGGCUGGCUGUCCAUCGCCAGCCAGGAGGAGCUGCUGAAGCUGGUGCGACCCCCGUACUCCUACUCCGCGCUCAUCGCCAUGGCCAUCCAGAACGCGCACGAAAAGAAGCUGACCCUGAGCCAGAUCUACCAGUACGUGGCCGACAACUUCCCCUUCUACAAGAAGAGCAAAGCCGGCUGGCAGAACUCCAUCCGACACAACCUGUCCCUGAACGACUGCUUCAAGAAGGUGCCCAGGGACGAGGACGACCCAGGAAAAGGAAACUACUGGACGCUGGACCCAAACUGUGAAAAGAUGUUUGACAAUGGCAAUUUCCGCAGAAAAAGGAAAAGACGGUCCGACCCUGGCAGCGUUGGAGGAGCGGCGGCGGCGGCGGCGGUGACGGUGGGACCCUCUAAGGUUGAGGAUGGCAGGCCGGCCGGGUCGGGCCCCCUGAAGCCCUCGGACAGCCCUCAGCUCCUGGGGCCUUCCUCUCCGGAGAUGGAGGCGAUGAACGAAAACCACAAGAGCUCGUCGUCGUCGCCGCCGCCGCCGGGUCUGACCUCGUCCACUCCGUGUUUUAACAACUUUUACAGCAGCAUGUCCACGCUGAGCUCGGGGGCCCCCGGCCGGCAGGGGUCCCUGGGUCUGGUGAACGAGCUGUCGAAUCGGAACAUUACGGCCCUGAGCCCGUACCACCCCAGCCACGGCGGACAGGACGGGGGGGUGUCGGAGCACGGCGAGGGCUUGCAUUUCAACCGUGGAGUGUACUACAACACGUUUGGCGGGGGGCAGAGCGGACAGUUCAACGGCCACUUCUACAACAGCUUCAGCGUCAACAGCUUGAUUUACCCGAGGGAAGGGACCGAGCUAUAG
Messenger RNA from Limanda limanda (common dab), 1254 nucleotides. RefSeq names its product forkhead box I2 (gene foxi2). The record is from RefSeq and is a predicted model, not a curated record. Lineage: Eukaryota; Metazoa; Chordata; Actinopteri; Pleuronectiformes; Pleuronectidae. The coding region runs from base 1 to 1254 and encodes 417 amino acids. The transcript has 2 exons. Gene Ontology annotation, molecular function: RNA polymerase II cis-regulatory region sequence-specific DNA binding; DNA-binding transcription factor activity, RNA polymerase II-specific. Gene Ontology annotation, biological process: anatomical structure morphogenesis; regulation of transcription by RNA polymerase II; cell differentiation.